AAAUAGAAGACACUAUCUCGAAUUCAGGAACGUGAUACUGCAGCUAUAACGCUGUAGAGAAAGUUAAAAAGUCUUAAAUGCCAAGAACAAAUAACUGCUUCAUAAACGUUGAUUUAUGUAUUCAUUUUACCUCAUCUUCAAAGUAUAUUUACAGUGUAGCGGAUUAUUUUGUAAUUGACUUAGCUUUCGUGCCAUUGCUUCCAACAUUUUGCCGGGCUGGGUUUCCUGCUAAUGAUAACACAAAGCACUGGAGCUGAGGAGGGGUGCGUCCCCUUUAAGAUGUGCCUUUUUCGUAUGCGGCUGUAAACACAAGCUGAGCCUCCUCCCUGUCUCUGCUCGGAGCAGAAGCCGACAGUGCCGGUUACAGUGUCUACCUGCUGCAGGGAGUUCAUUUUACCGGCAGAGCUUAACAUUUUGAGCUACAUAUCUGAUUUACUGGAAACUCACGGAACCGGCAUUAUUGGACCACUCAUCCUAGACCAUCAGCAAAAAGAAACAGCCUUAUCAACAGCAUCACAUCAAGGGAGCAGAGCAUCCUUGGGGACUUUGGGACAGUUAGGGCAAUCUCUAAAUAACCGUAAUAAUUAAAUAACAAAAAGUAUAUAAACAUUCUGCAACCGGACGCCUGAAUCCAUAAGAUUAGAACGUGGGAUAGUGGGACAGACUUACGAAUCCGAAUCCAGCUGAAGGAUAUUUAUUUGGAAGACCCCCAUGCAUUGGGGGUGGAAGGUGGAGGCUGGAGCACCAGAAGGGGAACUGGGACGACAGCCCCUGAUCUGCCCCUUAGGUCCAGCAAGAGCAUCAAGGACAAGGUCGUGCAGCAGCUAGCCCUAAGAGUGUUGGCAUGGCUGAAAAAGCUCUUGAUGCUGUCUCAGUCUCCAUCGCCAUGGAAGACAAUUGUAACCGCGGUUCACAGGAGACCCCCCUCCUCACCCCACAUCUCAAGAAGGUGGAGAACCACAUCACGGAAGCACAACGUUUCUCCCACCUGCCUAAGAGAUCAGCAGUUGACAUUGAAUUUCAGGAACUGUCUUACUCUGUUAAGGAAGGGUCAUGGUGGAAGAUGAGAGGAUUUAAAACACUCCUGAAAUGUCUAUCAGGGAAGUUUUGUAGCCGAGAGCUGAUUGGAAUAUUGGGUCCAUCCGGUGCUGGAAAAUCAACAUUCAUGAACAUCCUGGCAGGAUACAGGGAGACUGGCAUGAAGGGUCAGAUCUUGGUGAAUGGAAAGCAGCGGGAACUGCGUACCUUCCGAAAGUUGUCAUGCUACAUCAUGCAAGAUGAUAUGCUUCUCCCCUACCUCACUGUGCAGGAAGCCAUGAUGGUUUCUGCCAAUCUAAAGCUUAAUGAAAAGUCAGAGAUAAAAAAGGCAUUGGUUGAGGAGAUUUUAACAGCACUGGGACUUCUAGAAUGUGCUCGCACUCAGACUCUUUCAUUGUCAGGUGGUCAACGCAAGAGGCUGGCCAUUGCAUUGGAGCUGGUCAAUAACCCACCAGUCAUGUUCUUUGAUGAACCAACCAGUGGCUUGGACAGUGCCUCUUGCUUCCAGGUGGUCUCGCUCAUGAAAUCCCUUGCCCAGGGUGGGCGAACAAUCAUCUGCACCAUCCACCAGCCCAGUGCAAAGCUAUUUGAGAUGUUCGAUAAGCUGUACAUUCUGAGCCAGGGGCAAUGUAUUUACAAAGGAACAGUCCCCUACCUCAUCCCGUAUCUGAAGAAGUUGGGCCUGUAUUGCCCCACCUACCACAACCCUGCAGACUACAUUAUUGAAGUAGCAUCUGGGGAGUAUGGAGAUUUGAACCUUGUGCUGUUCAAAGCUGUGCAGGAUGGCCUGUGCACUACAGCUGAGGAGAAAAAGAGCAUUCCGGAACAGAAUGACACAUCACCUUCUCCAGCACCAUGCCUAAUGGAGACCACAGAAAUGGAAAGUCACACAUUUGCAACAAGCACUUUGACGCAGUUCUGCAUUCUCUUCAAGAGAACAUUCCUGUCAAUCAUGAGAGACACGGUUCUAACCCACCUUCGUUUCAUGUCACACAUCUGCAUUGGAGUUCUGAUUGGCAUGCUUUACCUGCACAUUGGCAAUGAUGCAGCCAAGGUAUUCAACAACACAGGAUUCCUCUUCUUCUCCAUGCUGUUCCUCAUGUUCGCAGCACUGAUGCCAACUGUCCUAACAUUCCCCUUGGAGAUGUCGGUUUUUAUAAGAGAGCAUCUGAACUACUGGUACAGUCUCAAAGCGUACUACCUGGCAAAGACCAUGGCAGACGUACCUUUCCAGGUUAUAUGUCCCAUCACCUACUGCAGUAUUGUUUACUGGAUGACUGCACAACCACCAGAGGCAAUGCGCUUCUUGCUGUUCGUUGCACUCGCCACUUGCACUGCACUUGUCGCACAGUCACUGGGGCUUCUGAUUGGUGCUGCCUCUACUUCAUUACAGGUCGCUACAUUUGUGGGUCCUGUCACAGCAAUUCCAGUACUUCUUUUCUCUGGGUUCUUUGUCAGCUUUAACACUAUCCCCACCUAUCUUCAGUGGAGUUCUUACGUGUCUUAUGUCAGGUAUGGCUUUGAGGGGGUUAUUCUUGCCAUCUACGGAAUGGAGCGUGAAGAUCUGGAGUGUAAGGAGGAUUUUUGCCAUUUUCAGAACCCAGAGAAGAUUCUUGAGGAGUUGGAUGUGAGUGAUGCCAAGCUGUACCUGGACUUCAUUGUUCUUGGCAUCUUCUUCUUGAUUCUUCGUCUCUUGGUGUAUUUUGUGCUUCGGUACAAGGUGAAGUCUGAACGAUAAAAAAAGUAGUUCCAAAGACUUAUUUUAAAUGACAUACUGGCUAGAGCUGUGCCCACUGCCACCUAGGUGGACAGUUGUCCAUAGAAACAAAUGUGUUCCAUGUUCUUGGAAAGCAGUUUUAAGUGUUACUGUACAUCAGUGGACUUUGAAAGAGAUGCAGCUGCUGUAUCCUAAGCCUGUAUCCUUUCCAUCAGGUAGAUGUCUGGAAGAGAAUGGAAUUUGUCUCCCAGGACAGCUGCUCUUUUGACUGCAAGCCGUGAUGAUAUUCAGCACUUGCACUGUUAUACCAGUAGGAGAAGGCAUAGCAGUUGUAGUCAAGUACAGAACUAUGUGAAGUCGGUCUGUUUUGUUCUGUCAGCCCACCCACCUUCCACUGAAUGAACACCAUUACUUACUGAAAGAACACCAUUACUUAUGGAUUAUAGAAGACUUCACAAAGGAAAAGCACAGUUGUAUUACUUUAUCUGUGGGCAAGAUCCUGGCACUGCUUUGUACAAGAAAAAAAAAAAACAGUGGCCAUGAUGCUAUUAAAAACUAAGUAACCCUCUGCCACACAAAUGGUUGCUAAUGUGAUAUUUGCAACCUAAAAGCAGUAUACCUGUCUUGAAAAUAUUUAAAAUGUCUGCAUUUCUGGGAGGUAUCGUACCUUGAACUAUAAAGUGUGUAGUUGUCAGAGUAUGACUUGACCUUUUGCAUUGGUAAUGUUACAGUUUUUGAGUUGUUGUUUUUACCUUGCUUGCGUUUAAGCUGCUAGUACACACAUUUUCUUUGUGUAGGUAAGCUGAUCUUUUUCUGCUGCCGUAUGAUAGCUUAGAAUAACUUGAUACAACUUGACUCUGGGACCAAGGAUUUUUUUUUGAAAAUGUGAAAAAAACAACUUCUGACAGCAGGAUUUAUAUUUUAUUAAACUUCUCAGAGACAUGAUUGCAGGGUGGAAUAUGAACCUUUCGAACUUAAGCAUGAGACUGUUGUGUGUGCAAAGAACACUGAUAUCGGAUAACUUUUGGCAUCAUUUCUGCUCAGUAUGGCUCGGUAAAUCAUCUCCAUCACUUCCUCAGUCCUACAUGCUUAUAUGGAGCCAGACUUUCAUGCUAAAGACACCACAUUUGUAAAACUGUAGUAACUAAUACAUAAAAAUCACCAUUCUAAAUCUGGAAAAGUGGCCAAGCUACAGUGAGUAACCCUAAUGUGUUGUAUUUUACCCAGCCACAAUCUACCUGUGUAGUGUGUCAGGCAGUUGUAAUACAGGAGUUGGGGUAGGCAUGGACUUUGAGGAACUCCAUUACUGAAACAGAAACAUUUUAUCUUUCUGAUUUGGCUGUAUAUCCACUGUGCUUUACUGUACUGUUUCAAUGAGUGCGUAACAAGCGAUGGGUGGGAGAGGGGUAUGUGCUAUAACUGCACUUGAAAGACAUGGAUAAGGGAUAUUAAAGUUUUAAGCAGGGGUUCUGGCGAAAAUCGUAACAGUCGCUGAAGUGACAUCUUAGUCCUUCUGAGGACACUCAAACUAAAGCAAACACAUUUAUUGUAAAUCCUUCCCAGUCGCACAGCGAUGGCAACAGACUAAGAGGGACGUGCAGGGUGCAGGUAGGCGGUAUGGUUUGUAGCAACAUGGUAUGAUUUUUAGCAACACUUUCUGCAUGCCAUAUUGGGCCACUGUACAGGGUGUUUCACAUUGUGUAGCCCAAUGCUGCUGUGUAGAGCUCAGUAAAGAAAAGUCUUAUUUAAUAGCCAGUAAUGUUUAUGAUGUGUAUAAUGGGAGUAAUUAGCUAGGAGGGAGACCACCAUAUAAAUUGUACUGGACUGAAUUAAAAUAUCUAUGUAACUUGAUAAGGCACCCAGUAGGUUGAUGGGGUGUUAUAAAAUAUAGGUUAGGCAAACUCUUUUUUUUUUUUUUUUUUUAAUUAAGUGGGUUUUUGAUUUAAAUCAGCUGUGUGAAAACACUUUCAAUUAAAAAAAAAAAGAACAAUGGGGCAAAUCCGUUGUACCUUCUAUGAAGUAGGUUCUUCUUCUUACAACCCCAGUUAUAAUAAUCAGCAGUAGAUUGUGGGAAGGUAAUACAUUGCAUUAAAUAAGUCCUGUUAAAAUAAUAUGCGGGUGCGUGUCUACUGACUGAUAACAUGAUCACUGUAAGAGGCCAGGCCUUGUUUCCAGCAUCACUGAUGACCAUGCAUAGUUCUAAAGACCACACUGUUAAAAAAGUGGUCCAGAAGAAAGGAUAUAAGUAUAAGAGAUCAGUAGCAGAAGGUGUGCUAUAAAAGACAAGCACCUGUAUAUAAAUGCUCUUGAGGAAAGAGUCAAGGAGGUAUGGUUUUCCCAUGAUGGACAAGGAAGGUAAGAGUCAGAAGAAGAAAGCUUCAUUAAGAAUAUGAUGCAUGCUUCCUUGAGUAUCUGCUAACACAUUUUCAUGCACAUCUUUUAUUAUAACAGCUUGAAAGAAGUAUUUUGAGAGUAUUACCUUACCAUGGUGCAACAGACAGACAAAAAUGUAUUUCUAGAAAGAGAAAAUGUUUUAAAGUCAUUCAGAAAGACUCUCUCUUUGGUGGAUCUGUUUUUUUUUUUUUUUUUUUUUUUACAAAAGCAAGCAAUGUAACUGAAGUGCUAACCAUGUACCUGUUCUACUCCAUAUGCUGAGGUCACUCUGUUGUGUCAUAGUACAAAUUAAAUAACAAAGAGUUUUA
Protopterus annectens (West African lungfish) is the source of this 5457-nucleotide messenger RNA. RefSeq names its product ATP binding cassette subfamily G member 4 (gene ABCG4). The coding region runs from base 845 to 2776 and encodes 643 amino acids. Lineage: Eukaryota; Metazoa; Chordata; Ceratodontiformes; Protopteridae. The record is from RefSeq and is a predicted model, not a curated record. The transcript has 15 exons. Gene Ontology annotation, cellular component: plasma membrane. Gene Ontology annotation, molecular function: ATP hydrolysis activity; ABC-type transporter activity; ATP binding.